AUCGAAUUUUAUCUUAUCUAAUUUAGGGUCCUUAAUCCUUCAAAAAAAAAUUUAGGGUCCUUAAUUUUUUUUGGAAAGAAUUUAGGAUCCUUAUUAAAAAGGGAAAUGCUAAAGAGGCACCACACGAUGUCUUUGUUAAUCUCUGUAAGUGCUCAUUUUGGAGCUCAGUACUCAGUUUGUUCUGACAUCCGUGAAGCCAUCAACAACAUUGAGAAGAAAUUGAGUCCUAGUCAAUUUGAAGAAUUUCACAGGACUCCAAUUGGGCACUUCGUAGGGCUUAAGAACCUCCAGUUUUCUGGCCAGAUCAUUCACCAAAUGCUUUUGUUGCUUGUUGAGGAUCAACCUGACGAUGAAUUCUGGAUCCUCCGAAAUGGUGAAAUUGUCAAAUUCACUUUCAACGACUGGUGCAGAAUUACAGGGUUGCCGAACACAAAGAGGUACCCACCUCUUAAGGACAAAGAGCUUGGACAGAGCUCACUGUGUCACACAUUCUUAGGAGGGGAGGUCGCGAAGUGCACCUUCAAGCAUGUACGAGAGAAGUAUGUUGCAGCGGAGAAUACCAUGGAUUCGAAGAAAUUGGUUGACUUUUCCAUGCUCUACUUCAUUGAGUCUGUCCUUUUAGCAAAGGAUAGAUCUACAUGCAUUGAAUCAACCCAUUUGCAUCUUGUCGAAGAGCCCAAAAAAUUCAAAUCUUAUCCAUGGGCUUGGGAGUCGUACUUACUUACUAUACGACAUAUGAAAGGUGCAAUGGAUGGACAGCCCGAAAAAUUUGAAAAAAAGAGCAAAGAAACCCCAAACUACAAAUCCUUUAAGUACACCUUCUAUGGUUUUCCAUUGCCUAUUCAGGUGUGGGCGUAUGAGUGUUUUCCGGAGUUGGUUGAAAAAAACCUUGCUGUGCAAGAGGGGACUUCUUCUUGUGAAAUUUUGAAUUGGGCAUCAAAGAAGUUUCCAAAAGCGGUGACACUUAAGGACAUUUUCUUUCGUGAAUUGCAACAAAAGAAGGAUUCUGAUGCCGACACCGUUCGAGCCAUUAGAGAUUUGAAGAAAAGGAUGGAUGGACUUGAAGUGAAGAUUGAUGAAAUCAAGAAGUUGUUGGUGGAGGUUGUUAUGAACCUGAAUUCAAGUGGCCGAAGGAGAAGAUCUGUUAGAAUUCAGAGACAGAAGAGAGCAAGGACAAAGGCUGCCGAGGAAGAUGAUGAGGAUUUAGAAGAAGAUGAUGAAAUCGAGGAGGCUGCUGAGGAAUAUGAGGAGGAGACUGGAGCUGAUGAAGAUGAAGAUGAGACUCGGGAAAAUAAGGAGGAGAGUAUGGAAAGUGAGGACGACACUGAGGAGACAGAGGAAAAUGAAGAGGAGAAUGCGAUUGGGGAAAACGAGGAUACAGAGCAAAUUGAGGAUGAGCACACUGCUGUUGAGAAGUCUCACAACGACAGCGACGAGGAUCGUGCCGAAAAGGAGGGGACUGCUGAACAUGAACCCCAAGACAACAUGACUACUACCCUUAAUUCUCAAGAAGCUCUUCCAAUUCCAAGUGAUACACAUAUGUUUGAAGUGGAUUCACAUAUGGUUGAAGUGGAUGACAAUGAGGGUGACGAUUUAGAUGAAGAAAAGCUUCUGAUGGAAUUGACUCUCAACAAGGUAAAAUUCCUUAAGUAGGUUCUAUUUACUUUAAUUUUUUUCCUUCGCAAGAGACAAUUUAAUGUAUUAAUUACGUAGGAAAAGGUGUUGGGAAAGGGAAAACAUGUGAUCAACGAACCUUUACAGAAGAGAAAGAGACAAAAAUCAAAGUACUACUGCAGCCCUUUUACAGACCCCCGACCGCGUAAGAUUGUGCGACCAACGGUAAAUCCGCUCACAAUUGAAAUAACAGUUGAAGAUUGGA
This is a messenger RNA of Cuscuta campestris, 1879 nucleotides long. The record is from the annotation of a GenBank genome assembly. Lineage: Eukaryota; Viridiplantae; Streptophyta; Magnoliopsida; Solanales; Convolvulaceae.